AUGCGGAUCAAAAAGAGAAAGGCCGACUUGUAUCUCCUAGUGAAUGCACUUCGAGCCGCUGAUCUCGUCAUUCCAGGAGAUGAGAAACCAUCCAAGUCGAUCAAUGCUGCGUUUGUUGUGCAACUCAAUAAAUACAAAAAACGGAGUAAGCGUCGCUUGAAUACAUCUCAACCCUCGUGGGAUAGACAAUUUGCUGUUCCUUUGAAACAUGGUGAUUACUCCCAAGUUCUCGUUUUGUCUGUGUGGAGUAAAAGUUCAAGGGAAAAAUCGUAUUUGGGAGAGCUCAGGCUUUGCAUCGCUGAUUUAUUCAUCGACCAAGAGGCUCAUAAAACAGAACCUCAAUGGUACAAGCUUUAUUCAGACGAGACUGAACACAGCUAUGUGACAGGUUCCGUGCUACUUCUGUUUGAACUUCUUGCCCCCAAGCAACGUCGUAUGAAUAUGAGCUCGGGCAGCAAUGUUUCAUUAACCAAAGAAAAUCCGAAAGUUCCAUCGCUUGCUGUGAACCCUCCUACAGCCACCCAAUUGAAACUUCUGAAGCUCAACAUUAAGGAUGAUACGAUAGAUGAAAUGUUCAAAAAAUGGAUAUGCUCCCUUGUUGUAUCAAGCGUGAAUCCAGCGACAAUUACGCCCAACGAGCAAGGAUUUUAUCCUUCAGAUUUUGCUCUGGCAGAUAUACUGGGAGCAAGUGAAAUGUCGGAAGUCGAAUCGCUGGACGAUGAGACCAAAGUUACUUCCAAGCGGCUUUCACAUUCAGAAGAACCUCUUCAACUUCUUCACGAUGCUCAAAGUAAGUCUUUGUUUAUGGAAUUGGGACAAACAAAACAUUUAGAUGUUCCAGGAAGUAUUGAUGAUGUAAGAAGUGAUGUUCUGGUUUCUUCAGCUCUGUCGUCAUGCUCCUAUGUAAGCGAUGCUUACAGUGAUGGAGGACUAUACAAUGAAGGGGGAGGUGAAGCUGAACCCAAGGGAAGGAAACAUAGGAGAAAAAGAAGAGCUUCGGAAAAAGCGACUCGGAAGCCCAAGUAUGAGCUUCGAAAAAGAGAUGUGAAAGGUAUACUCUUUGUGGAGAUAAUAUCAUGUUCUGAUUUACCUCCCUUUCGCAACUUUACAAGGACAACGUUUGACAUGGAUCCUUUCAUUGUGGUUACGUUCGGGAAGAAAACAUUCCGCACGUCAUGGAAGAGGCACACGUUAAAUCCAGUUUACAAUGAGAGACUCGUAUUUGAAAUAAUGGAGCACGAGCUGAAUUACAAUGUUCAGUUCUCUGUUCUUGAUAAGGACCAUUUUUCUUUCCAUGACAAAAUUGCAGAUGUGACGCUUCCGGUCCAAGAUCUUAUGAAUAUUGCACUGGUACCAACCAAAAUCGCUAUUAAGGAACCUGAUGACGACUUAUCGAACUCAGAGUUGCUUGAAUCCAAGGAUACGGAUACGUCUCAUCACAGUAAUGAAGCUAGUGGAGGUGAUGAGGAAGAAUUCAAACCGAGUGAGCACUUGAAUGUAAAGUUGGGCAACAUAACUGAAGGAUAUCGCAAUGCCUCAUUUAGUUCUUUUGGCUCACCAUCAGACAACCUCACCAGUAACAGCGUUAUAAAACUUGCGGAGAACGAAAAUCUUGUGAAAGUGAAAAAGAGAAAGAAACUCCGUCGGAGCAGGUACACUACACUGUAUGUUGACACGUCUCUUUUUAAGACCAUCGAUCUUUCCCUCACACUUCAUAAAACCAAGUGGGCAGAGAAGUAUAGCCCAACUUUGAAACUCAGGGCGAGAUAUCUCACGUAUGAGAGCUUAAGAAGGGAUUUCUGGCGGAUUUUGCUUGAACAAUUUACAGUUAGCGAUACACCAGGCACUAUGGACUACAUCGAGUUGAUGUCAUUGCUAGACACUUUAGGAGCUGAGGAUAGUGACCAAAUUGUUGGCAAAUUUUUCGAAAAAGCUAAGAAGUCGACAUGGGGAGGUGAUUCUCUCGACUUCAACGAAAUCAUAGAUUGUUUAGAGGAUCUUGUGACGUCAGAAUCGCAACUGCCAGGAGCAAAAAUCUUUGUAUUUGAUAGGUGCCCAAUUUGCUGCCAGGAGCAUUUAUCAAAGAGAGAUGAUCUAGACAUCAUCACUCAUUUUGCGAUAUGCGCAUCAAAAGAUUGGAGUAUUGUAAGUAAGCUUCUUGUUUCGUCCUACGAUACCCCACAAAUUGCAACAAGACGGUGGUUCUCCAAAAUAUUGAUCAAACUUUCUUACGGGAAAUAUAAGUUGGGCAGUAACUCAGCAAAUAUUUUGGUUCAAGAUCGGUCUACAGGAAUUGUGAUGGAAGAAAAAAUGAGUGUAUCGGUACGCUUGGGGAUUAGGCUCUUGUACAAAGGGUUGGAUAAAGCCAAAUCAAAGAGAAUCAGAACUCUUUUACGCAAACUUAGCAUCAAACAAGGCGUGAAAUUUGACAGUCCUCGUCUGAAAAGAGAUAUUGAUUCUUUCAUCAAGUUUCACAAACUCAAUUUGGCAGACUGCCUUAUAACAGAUCCAUCUAGAUUUGAAACAUUCAAUGAUUUCUUUUACAGAAAGCUUAAGCCUGGUGCAAGGCCCAUAGAAGGAGAUGAUGGCAUAGCUGUUUCGCCUGCUGAUUGUCGUUGUACUACUUUUACUAGUGUGGACGAGGCGACAGAGCUCUGGAUUAAAGGACGCAAUUUCACAUUGGCGAAACUUUUCAAUGGAAAUUUCAACGACUUAGAGAAAACAAGUCUUUACAAUCCAAAAGAAUGCUGUAUUGGUAUUUUCCGUCUUGCACCUCAAGAUUAUCACCGGUUCCAUAGUCCUGUGAAUGGUAAGAUUGGUCCCAUCAAGUACAUUGAGGGAGAAUAUUAUACGGUCAACCCAAUGGCUAUCCGGUCUGACUUGGAUGUCUAUGGAGAAAAUGUUCGAGUCGUGGUUCCAAUUGUCACAGAAACCUUUGGAACCGUUGUUUUGGUCGGUGUGGGUGCCAUGAUGGUGGGGUCUACAAUUAUCACAGUCAAAGAAGGACAAGAAGUACAAAGAGGCGAUGAAAUUGGGUACUUCAAAUUUGGAGGUUCCACGGUUCUUUUAUUGUUUGAAAAGAAAUAUCUACAGUUUGAUUCUGAUAUUGUUAAUAAUUCAAAGCUGUGCAUUGAAACAUUGGUGAGAGUGGGCCAAAGCAUUGGUCAUUCGCCAAGUGUCAAAGAAUAUAAAAGAGAACAUAUUGAGUUUGACAAGCAGCCUCAGACUUUCAAAUUGAACUUGAUCCGUGCAAUCACAGGUGGUGAUGUCUCUGAUCCCGCUAAGAUCGACAGCUGGGAAAGCCAGAAUUUGCAAAUUACGGCAGAUGAUAUGGAUGACUUGAUAAACGAUCCAGAGUUAGCGGAUUACCUCACCGACGAGGAGGGUCUGAUAGACUCUCAAUGA
Clavispora lusitaniae ATCC 42720 is the source of this 3405-nucleotide messenger RNA. It is a transcript of the gene PSD2, whose product is annotated as phosphatidylserine decarboxylase 2. Lineage: Eukaryota; Fungi; Ascomycota; Pichiomycetes; Serinales; Metschnikowiaceae. The record is from RefSeq and is a predicted model, not a curated record. Gene Ontology annotation, molecular function: phosphatidylserine decarboxylase activity. Gene Ontology annotation, biological process: phospholipid biosynthetic process.